AUGCGGUUGUCACUGCUACCAUGGCUCGCCGUGGCCAGCAUCGGCAGUUCCCCUACUGCUGCCCUUGACUUCUACGUCUCUCCGGAAGGGUCAGAAAACAACACCGGAACUAAUGCCAAUGCACCGUUUGGAAGCAUUGCCCACACUCAAGAGGCUGUCCGCAGCCAAAUCUCGGCGUCCAUGACGGACAACGUCACGGUGCACCUCGCGCCUGGCUUAUACCCAAUCUCCAAGACGCUGUCGUUCACGGCCCAAGAUUCGGGCCGAAACGGAUUUACCGUUCUUUGGUCAGGCCCCGGUGCCGUCAUCUCUGGCGGGAUCCGGGUCACCGGCUGGAAACAAGGUUCCAAUGGCGUGUGGUCCGCGAGCAUACCAGCUGGAACCAAGUCCCGCAACCUCUACGUCAACGGGCAGGCGGCCAACUUUGCCCGCCGCAAACUCACCAACCGCAAGGACUUCCAGUUUACCUCGAGCGGUAUGAGCUGGAGCAACUCACAGUACGACUGGCUCAUGAACACGGCCGGCAUCGCCGGGGCUGAAGUCCGCUUCAUCAACUCAUUCACUGACCGAUGGGCGCCGAUUCAGUCGGCGGGAAACCGCCAGUUGGUGAUGCGGCAGUCCUCAUGGUUUAACAACAUGUGGGGAUACGACACGGUUGCCAAACCCAACGCCGACUUUGGUGUGUGGGUGCAGAACGCUCUGGCUCUGAUGACCGACGGGGGCCAGUUCUAUGUUGACUCGGUCGCUGGCAAGGUGUACUACAAGCCACUGGCCGGCGAGAACAUGGAUACGGCGAGCACAUAUUUGGGCGUGCUCUCCUACUUCGUGUCCGUGGGCGGCACCUACGACAAGCCUGCCCAUGACCUGGCAUUCAAGGAUAUCAGCUUUGCUCACAGCACCUGGAUGAAACCCGCCACGAUGGGCUACGUGGACCAGCAAACCGGCGGCUACAUCGGAGAGAACAAGACGUACACGCCUUCCAACUUUGAGUCAACCCGACCCCAUUGGCUCCAGAUGCCCGGGGCCAUCCAGGUGAGCGCGGCACACAACAUCCUCUUCUCAGGGGGCAACUACACACAACUCGGGGCGGGCGGCGUCGGCAUCGGAAACGACGCCAAUGCUCACGCGUCCGGAACCGGCCUCGGCGCCAGCUACGUCACAGUCGCAGACGGCUACUUCACGCAGGUCAUGGGCAACAGCGUCACGGCGGGCGGCAUCCAGGCCGACGCGCACCACCCCAGCGACGCGCGCAUGACCAACAGCCACAUCACCAUCUCAGGCAACGUCUUCCGCAACACCUCCUCCCUCUUCACCUCCACGGUGCCCAUCUUCCUCAGCUACGCCCAGCACUCCACCAUCUCACACAACGAACUCCACACCACCCCCUACUCCGGCAUCUGCCACGGCUACGGCUGGGGCUCCAACGACGCGGGCGGCAGCCAAGAGUACAUCAACCGCGGCCUGUACGCCUUCCAACCCAAGUACACCACACCCACCACCUCCCACAGCAACCUCAUCACCAGCAACCUGAUCCACGCCUACGGCCACAGCCACACGGACCUCGGCGCCAUCUACACGCUCUCCCACUCCCCCGACACGCGCAUCACAUCCAACCACGCCCUUGACGGCGCCCGCGCCGCCUACGGCCUCUACACCGACGAAGGGUCCGCCUCCUACGCCUUCACCGACAACCUGCUGCUGAACGCGGGCACCUGGCUCGCGCAGAACGGUAUCAACGGGGACCCGGCCGUGGCGAAUCUCUCGUUUGAGGGGAACUAUGGCCGGUCGGGGCCCAACAGGGAUGGGAAUUACUUGAUCGAGCGCGUGGAGCAGGCGUCGGUGGCGGUGCAGCGCGCGGCGUGGAGGGCGGGGGUGGUGCCGGCGGGGAGGGUGGGCAGGGAGGGGGUGGUGACGGAGGGGGAGGGGCCGGAUGGGUGGGUGGGUGUUGCGGGGAGGGGGGGCGUGGUGAUGGUGACGGUGCGGAAUUUUGAUGAUGGGGUGUUGAAGGGGGUGGGGUUUCGUGUGGAGGGGGCGGAGGGGGUUGGGUUUGUGGCGCAGGGAGAGGUGCCGGGGGAGGUGCCUGGGGAUGGGGAGGUGGCGGUGGGCUGGAAGGCGUCGAGGGGCGGGAAGGUGGUGAUGGCUCCCCUCCCCGGCUCCCAUAAUCCCGCCUUCACCCUGGACAUCAAGCAGCAUCCCUCCCUCCAUUUGAACAAAAUGACAAGCACAACACCAACAACAAGCCCGCCGCUACCCACCUUCGGGCGGAUCCCCCAGCACCUCUUGGACGACCACCGCCCCCCGCUGCCCAAAGACACCGGCGCAACCAGCCGCCUGAGGUCGCUGGACGAGCACAUCAGCUUCCCCUGCGGCCGUUCCCACGGCUCGUGGGGCUACACCAUCCUGCGCACCGCGUACGGCCCCGAUUCGGACACGCAGUUCGCCGUCGCGCUCGAGCGUCUCAAGGGCCAGGUCUACUGGUGGGGCAACCAUCCCGGCCGCUACUCCUCGUUUGGCGCGCUGUGCGAGCAGGACCGCGUCGAUAACGAUGAGCCCAACCGGGAGCUGUUUCGCCGCUUCUAUGUUGAGGUGAUUGAGGAUCGGGAGGGGCUGGCGCAUCUCGAUGGCGGCGGUGAUGAGGCGAGGUUCAAGGCCCUCGGCGAGUACUUUCGUCGGUGGGUAGCGGGUGUGGAGACGGGUUUCAACGCCGAGGAGAACCCGCGUUUCUGCGUCUGUCUGGUGUUGGAUUCAGAGAGUAUCGCGUCGUUGGCGGUGCUGGCCGAGGAGCUGCCGCCGCUACGGUGCGCGGUCGACCUCGACGAGAAGCGGCGGUUCCUUGGCAGUGGCGUGGGGGCUUGGGUGUGGCUGCUGGAGGCGGACUAUAUAGCUGAUCCCGACCCGGGCGAGGAUUACGAGUUGGACGACGAUGAUGGGUACCGCGGGUGGAUGAGGAUGGAUGUAGCUGGGAUUGAGUUUUCGUGGUUCAGACGAUUGCAGCGGGGUAUAAGCGGCAAGAGGAGGUGUUUUAUGCGCGAGCAGAGGGAGCAGGGCUCGGAUGAAGGAAAUUGCAAAUUGCGCAGGUCACGGCACCAGACACCACCGGGGAUGGAUGGGCUUAGAAAAUGCUCCCUUCAAAUGGAAUUACUGGGCCUGCUCAAGCAAGUCCGUAUCAUCGACUCGUCGACGGUCUACAUCCUGGGAGCGGGCCUCUACAGCUGGUUUAGCAACUACGAUCAAGCUUGUCUCAACACCGAGAACUGCCAACAACGCGGGUUCGAGGUCGAGCAGUCGGCGGAUAUAUGGAUCUACAACCUCUGCACCAAGGCCAUCGAAGAGCUGAUCUCGCCCCUCGGCGGGACGCCCACCUUUGCCGCCGACAACAAGAACGGCUUUCUCUCGUCCAUCCUGGCUUGGCUGCCGGGCUUAACGGGAAUUGACGGCCAGCGCAAGUUCGACAGCUACCGCGUGUGGACGGCCGAGAGCCUCGAGAGCAUGCACCUCACCCUGCCGAGCACCUGCGUCUCGGCCCUCACCGAGAUUAUCCGCUGCGACAACUACACCGAGACCUUCAUGACGCCCAGCAUCUUUGGUUCUCCCGGCAACCAGUCCGCCACGGACUUGGUCUGCGACGAUGGCUGCGGGCAGAGUCUGAAGGCCUGGUUCGACGGCGUCAACCUCGCCUGCGACGGCCACACCAUCAGCGAUGCACUGCCCAUGCUGCGCGGUGGCCGCAUCUGGUCGGGUUACAACUCGACCUGUCUCAAAGAUCCAACUACUGGGCAGGAUUGUAAUGAGCUCCAGCUACUCGGCCUACGACGACUUCAUCAAGGACCAGCUCAGCUACUCGUACUCGCGGUGCGGCCAGACCGACCCGACGUCGAUUCCCCGCCCGUCAUCUCACUCCCCGAAACCACCGACUUCUGCGCCACGGGGGACCUGUAUACGACAUCCGCCGGGGAGACAUGCGACACCAUCGCGUUCGCCAAAAACAUGUCGUCCGCGGCGCUAUACCUCGGCAACCCCGACGGCAUCCUGAACUGCACCAGCAUCGCCGCCGGGACCAGCCUGUGCCUGCCGUUCCCGUGCGGCAUCACGCACAUGCUCGUCCCGGGCGACACCUGUUCCUCGGUCCAGCAACUCGCCUACAACCUCACGGGCCGGCCUCUCGACAACGGCGACCUGCGCAAGUACAACCCCUGGAUCAACGACGCGUGCGACAACCUCCACGCGGCCAGCGACGCCGCCUUCGGGCACGUGGUGUGCCUGGGUCUGCAAAGCGGCGUCUUCGGCAACAAUCCCAAGCCGGGGGACACGUGCGCCAUGAUUGCGUACGGCUCCGGCGGGACCAUCGCGAUAUUGACGUUGGUGAACCCGGAGCUAAACGCAACGUCCGUCAGCUGCGAUGACCAGGUCGUGCCGGGCCACGCCUACUGCGCAAUCCCGUACUUUGCCUGGGACGUCGUGGACUCGCCGUCUGGCACCGUCUGA
Chaetomium globosum CBS 148.51 is the source of this 4485-nucleotide messenger RNA. RefSeq lists its product as uncharacterized. The transcript has 6 exons. NCBI's taxonomy places the organism in Eukaryota, Fungi, Ascomycota, Sordariomycetes, Sordariales, Chaetomiaceae. The record is from RefSeq and is a predicted model, not a curated record. Bases 1 to 4485 code for a protein of 1494 amino acids.